This is a messenger RNA of Haliotis rubra (blacklip abalone), 3113 nucleotides long. RefSeq names its product translation initiation factor IF-3-like. Bases 17 to 772 code for a protein of 251 amino acids. The record is from RefSeq and is a predicted model, not a curated record. The transcript is spliced from 3 exons. Gene Ontology annotation, cellular component: mitochondrion. Gene Ontology annotation, molecular function: ribosome binding; translation initiation factor activity. Gene Ontology annotation, biological process: ribosome disassembly; mitochondrial translational initiation. Lineage: Eukaryota; Metazoa; Mollusca; Gastropoda; Lepetellida; Haliotidae.
UACGGGCAUUGUCAAAAUGGCCGCGUCCAUGAACAGGCUUGCUGUGACAUUGUGCAGAUAUGCUCAGAGAAAACUCUACUACCACAAACUGGGACCUGAUCCCAGACUCACAAUGGCCAGAAGCAUAUCCCACUGUCCCACCGGACCAGAUGGUGCUAAACAUCUCUUAGAACAGAGAUUAUCCUAUCAGUUGACAUGCUUGGUAAAGCUAACACGACAGCUGUCUGGGACUUGUUGCUGUCAGGCCAAGAAGGUAUCUGUACCUCAAGCUGACCUCAAAGCAGACAGUGAGGUCAUGGUGUUUGACAUGACAGGGAUGCUUAUUGGUAAGAUGUCAAUAUCGCAAGCCGAGGAGAUGGCAAACAAAGAGAGUCUGAAGCUUGUAGACAUGGGACCCAAUCAGGACAAAGUCCAAUGUUUUAAACUGAUGACAGGGAAGGAGCUGCAUAAAGAAUCCAUGAAAACCAAGUCUGUAAAAUCAGGCCGGACAGAUGAAAAGGAGUUUGUUAUAACAGUAAAGAUAACUGAUCACGACCUGGGUAUCAAACUGAAACAUGUGCAGGAGACGUUGCAGAAAGGCAGGCAUGUGAAGAUCACUCUGAAAGAGAAGGGUAGAAUGGAAGAGGCUGAGGUGAAUCGCCUGCAGAGUCAGCUCCUGAGGAAGAUAUCUGAUAGUGUGAAUGAGAUUGCUAUUGUCAAGAACGCUGUCAGAACAUCAAAGUUUUGCAAGGUUUCAAUCAUUCCCAAGGAGGAAGCAAAACAAGAUGUCUGAUUCUGUUCGAAUCAUGUAAAAUAUGACUUGAAGAAGAGGAUACAGCCAUGUUUAUGAUGAGGACAGUUGCUAAUGUUACUAAUCUUCAAUGGGAAGUUGGGUAGCCUGGUGCUUUAAACAUUUGUAUGUCAUGUUUAAAAGUGGGAUCUUGUCCCAAAAAUAUCGGCGUUCCCUGUCGUUUGAAAUACUACCAAGGGUGAAGCAGGACUAUACUUGUUCACUCACUGCCAUAUUAUAUUUUAAAGUAUAUAUAUUAGAAGCCAAAUAUAACAUGACUAAUACAGACUAAAUCUUCUUUAUAAAAUCUGUUUACAUGCAUACAUCAUCAAUGUAACAUGUUUCAGUACUGUUUGAUGAGCAUUGUGCAUACAAAGCCAGUGAAGCAGUGAUGGAAAUACUUUGGAUAUACCAAACCUAUGAAGUAGUGAUGAAAGAAAUCACAAAUACCAAUAAAUCCUGAUAAAUCCAGCUCAUGUGGUUCGGUCAAUCCAUGCCAACAAGGCUGUAGAUCAUGGGAGUGUAUUGUGCUCUUGUCAGCUGUACAAAGUAAACAUUUGCCUUCACUUGUAUGGAACUAUGGAAGAAAGUAGCACACAGAUCUCUUACUGGUAUAAUGGUUAAUAUGUCUAUACAUCUCUCUUAAAUGCCUUAAGGGUAGUGUGUGAUCAUGUUGUGUUGAUUUACUUUGAAUUUUUUAAUAGUUGGGUUGUUUACCCCAAAUUUUGUAUGUCACAAUUGUGUAGAUCGAUGCUAAUGCUGUUGAUCACUGGAUUGUCUGGUUCAGACUCGAUUAUUUACAGACCGCCACCAUAUACUAGUAGCUUGAAUAUUGCUGAGUGUGGCGUUAAACAACAAACCAACUAAAUUUUGUACAUAUAACACACAAUCAAAAUUGAAUGAAUAAUUUUGUUUUCAUGUUUGCUCAUCAAAUUUCAGCAUUGACCCCUCAAAGUAGAUCUAUAUUGAAAGGAACGUAAUUCUAGAAGAUAAAGAAAACAAUUUCAGAAUGUUUGUUCUGUCUACCUAAUCUAACCGAUAUUAUUUGGAGAUGACAACCAGAAUAAAGUAGCCUUUCCUAUGUUAUAUAGAUUUUUAUGCUUUAAAAAGUUAGUCCAGGACAAAAGAACCUCUCUGCUUCUAUAUUAUAAGCUUGUACCUGCUGUGCUAUGUUAGAGAUAAUUUUAUCCAUGCUGAUGCAAUGAAUAUCUUGCAUGAAAAGUAGUAUGUGCAGCAUAAUUCUUUCCCUUCAUAUUUUUUUAAAAGAGAAAUUUAUUUUUCAUGUUGGAAGGUGUUUAAAGAAAAUGGAAAGGUGUUAUUUUCUGAAGGAGCAGUUAAAAAUACUGGAUAGAAUCCUCAAUUCUGUAAGCAAGUUACCUUCAGACAUUUCAAACCCAAAAGAACUUGACUUUUUUGUAAAAGUGUUGACAUUUUGAAAGAGAAAUACAUGUUUCAUAAUGUUGUGGCAUAUCUUCUUCACUUCUCCCUCUCCAAAUUGAAGGAAAUAAGUUUGUAUCAACACCAAUGUUUUGAAAUGCUCCCUUAUUUUAAUAGAAAGUAUUUAGUUCCUCGCUAUGGCUUUUAAAACUUGAUGGACUAAUAUCAAAAUUUGCAUGUCGUAAGAGUGUCUGCUGAAAGUAUUACCCUUUUCUCAUGUCUCAAAUUACCAGUGUUUUAAUGGCAUGGUUUGACAUAUGUGGACAAAUUCUGUUUCUACCUUCCUUAACUAGAAGGGGUGGUGGGGUAGCCUUGUGGUUAAUGGUUAAAGCAAUCACACGUCAUGUCGAAAACCCGGGAUCGAUUCUUCACAUGGGUACAAUGUGUGAAGCCCUUUUCUGGUGUCCUAUAUUGCUGGAAUAUUGCUAAAAGUGGCAUGAAACCAUACUCACUCACUCCUUUACUGGAGAGAAACACACAACUGAAUCAUAUUGUCAACCUGUAUGCAUGUCUUUUAGUGUCAUGGUUGUUUUAAUAUGUUGACUGCAUAUGGAUGUACUUUUGAGAAAACAAAAACUGAGUAUGUUUCUCAGUUAGAAACGAGAAAAUUUAUGUAUAUUGAAAGUGGUUACAAGUGAUACCUGACAAUUGACAUUGUGUAUUCACAAAUUCACAGAAGCAAACACCCUAAUUCAUACGAAGUGCUGUUUUAGGGUUUGUAGAGAACCCAGAGUAUGAUGUGAGUUGUUCAAUUCUUUAUGUAUGUGUUGUUUCAGUGUGUGAAUUCCUUAGUUUCAUGGAUGAGGAAGAGUGUGGGGACUUAUCUCAUGUGCAGGAUGUAAAGCGAUUUGAUUGAUGUGUGUUGAAAUGUAUGGACAUUUCUACAAUUAAAGAUAUUUUUACUAGA